Dictyostelium discoideum AX4 is the source of this 2304-nucleotide messenger RNA. RefSeq lists its product as hypothetical. The record is from RefSeq and is a predicted model, not a curated record. Lineage: Eukaryota; Evosea; Eumycetozoa; Dictyosteliales; Dictyosteliaceae. The transcript has 4 exons. Bases 1 to 2304 code for a protein of 767 amino acids.
AUGGAAGAUACCGCACUUAUGGGAUAUUUUCAUUUUAUAAGGUAUCUACAUGCGGCAACCACACCAAAACUUCGGUUUGCAUUUGAAAUAUUUUCAUUGAUCGUCAUUUCAUUAUUUGUUUCAACUUUAUUUGUUAUGCAUAAUCAAUUUGUUGGAAAGUCAGAUUGUUUAAAACUACCAAAUAAUACAAGAUUUGAUAUACUGUCAAUUGAAAUUAAAGGAGAAACAUCAAUAUUUAGUAGACAACAUAUUUAUAAGAAAUCAACAACAACAACAGAAACAACACCUACAACAACAACAACAACAACAACAACAGUGAACAAUGAUAUUGAUCAACAAUCAUAUAAUAAAUAUUUACAAGUUUUAAAAGGUGCUGUUGAUAAACAUGAACCUUGUAUUUAUGAUGAAAAUUAUGAUAAUGAUAAUGAUAAUGAUAUAGAUAAAGAUUCGGUUACAACAGCAACUACUACCACUGCAGCAGCAGCAGCAGCAGCAGCAGCAGCAACAACAACCACUACUACAACUUCACUUAUAACAGAAUCAACCUAUUUUAAAACAGCAAUUGAAUUUAUCAUUGAUUUAAUUAGACAAAUGUAUCAUAGUUUAUAUAAUUUUAUUAGUAUAUUUUUCAAUUCACAAUUUGACGAGUAUGAUCAACAAUAUAAGAAAGAUCGUUUAGAGAGAGAACAUUUAAAAAGAUUAAAAGAAGAAUUAAAGAAACACAUUAAAGAUAUUGAUAGAAAUCAUGUUAAUUUUGAAAAAUUGCAACAUCAUCAACAGCAACAAUUACAACAACCACAACAACAACAACAACAACAACAACAACAACAACAACAACAACAACAACAACAACAACAACAACAACAACAACAACAAGAGAGAGAGGAAAAAAAGGAAAAAGAUAAACAGCAUAACAAUAAUCAUCAUAAUAAUGGUAUUGGUAGUGGUGUUUUAAACGAUUUAAAUGAUAUUGUUCAAUAUUUUAUAGAUUCACAUAAUCCAAGGUAUGAAUUUAGUUAUCAAAAUGCAUUCUUAAUGUUAACAACUGAACAAAGGAAUAAAUUCAAUAUUACAACAUUACACAUUGACAUAAAUGCGAAUGAUCAAUGUUUAGGUAAUGGUUUUCAUAAAGCUAUAAUUGGAAUGUUAGGAUACGAUAUUUUAAUUAUCAAUAAUUUAGUUUAUGGCUUUCCACUAAUUCCAAAUAAUAAUAUCAAUAACAACAAUAAUAAUAAUAAUGGUAGAGGCGGUUAUUUAAGAAUUGCUGGUAAUUCACAAUUAAUUAAUUUAUAUCAAUAUUCAUCACCAAAGUUAUCAUUAAAUAAUGAAAGUAUACUUUAUAUUGGUUAUCGUUUCUUUGAGACUAAUUUCAUCUUCUUUUUAACUUUAAUUGUAUUUGGUUCAAGUUUAAAACUUUGUGAGAGUAGUUUUGCCCAUUAUGUUGACCGUGAUCCAAGGGGUGUAUUAAAAUGUAUGCUUCAUAAUUUAUUGAUUUUCGCUUUAUUUAUAUUUAUCCAAAUUGGAUAUAUAUCAAUAUUUUCAAUUAUAUUAUCAACAGAAUAUUUAGUAUUUUUCAUUAGUUCAUUGAUUACAAGUUAUUUUUCAACAUGGGGAUUAAGAUCAAAAGAAAGUAUAAGAUAUUAUCCAAUUAUAUUUCUUUCAAUAUUAUAUGGUUUAAUAUUGUAUGUCGUAUUCUUUCCUUCUGGUUUCCAUCCAAUUGCAUUCUAUGCUUGCUAUUCUUUAAUUGAAUACCUUUUGAUAAUUUGUUUAUUCAACUUUGAAAUACCUGCUGUCUUAAAUAAUAGAAUAUUACCUAAUAAUCAAAAUAAUAACAAUCAAAAUAAUAACAAUCAAAAUAAUAAUAAUAAUAAUCAAAAUAACAAUCAAAAUAAUAAUAAUAAUAAUAAUAAUAAUAAUAAUAAUAAUAAUAAUAAUAAUAAUAAUAAUAAUAAUAAUAAUAAUAAUAAUAAUAAUAAUAAUAAUAAUAAUAAUAAUAAUAAUAAUAAUAAUAAUAAUAAUAAUAAUAAUAAUAAUAAUAAUAAUCAAAAUAAUAAUCAAAAUAAUAAUAACAACCAAAAUAAUAAUAAUAAUAAUACUAAUAUUAAUAAUCAUAAUAAUAAUAAUAUUAAUAAUCAAAAUAAUAUUAAUAAUACUCAAAAUGAAAAUCAAAAUAAUAACAAUCAAAAUGAUGGAAAUAAUCAAAAUAUUUAUAAUGUUCCAAUAAAUCAACAAACAAUUGUAAAUAAUAGUAGUCAAAGACGUUUAGCUGCUAGUGCUAUUUUAAAUAACAGUAAUGAAAUGUAA